Messenger RNA from Adineta ricciae, 972 nucleotides. NCBI's taxonomy places the organism in Eukaryota, Metazoa, Rotifera, Eurotatoria, Adinetida, Adinetidae. The record is from the annotation of a GenBank genome assembly.
AUGAAUAACGAAUAUAUCAUCUCGCUUUACAAUGCUCGAACACAGUUUGGUCGUUAUAUAUCAAUUCCCGUUUGGUUGAUUGGUGUUUUAAGUGAAAUUUGUAGUAUAAUUGUUUUUCUUAGUCUCGAAACAUUUCGACAAAAUUCUUGUUCAUUUUAUCUUUUAUUUAUGUCAAUAUUUAGUUUGAUUCGAUUAUUAUUUAGUACAUCACUUAUAACUAUUUCUAUUGCAUUCACAAUUAAUUGGCAACCAGCUUUAAUUUUUUAUUGUGAAAUAAGAAAUUUUGUUGCUGCAUUUUCUGCGAUUAGUGCAACAACAAUGUUAUGUUCGGCAAUAAUUGAUCAAUAUUUUGCAACAUGUAAUCAUCCACGAUGGCAAAGAUGGUCGAAUAUUAAAUUAGCUCGUCGAAUCACAUUCAUUGUUACAUUGAUAUGGAUGGGACACGCAAUUGUUUAUAGUAUUUAUUUUCGAGAACUCUCACCAGCAAAUACAGCUAUUUGUAUUCCAUCUAAUCUAAUAUUUCUUCGAUAUGAUAUUUAUGGAAAUCUUCUAACCAUCGGUAAUAUAUUACCAUUAAUUGCAGUCAUAUUUGGUAUAUUAUCAUAUAGAAAUGCAAGAACAUUAACAACAAGAAUAAAUCCACUUGUUCGUCGUGAAUUAGAUAAACAAUUAACAAGUAUGGUUCUUGUUCAAAUUUGUGUUUAUAUUUGUACAUAUUUACCUUAUAUGAUUACAAAUGGAUUUCUAUCAUUAUAUAUGAGCAAUGAUCGCAUUUUACUUGCUCAAAUGAAUUUAAUAAAUGCAAUUGUACUGACAUGGAAUAUUUUUACUAAUGGGAGUUCAUUUUACACAUAUAUAUUUGUAUCAAAAAGAUUUCGUCGUCAAGCCAAAUAUGUUUUAUAUGAAAUUUAUAUGAAUCGAUUCCGACAAAAUCGCAUUGAUCCAAUUCAAAUUGUUAGUAUAGAUAUGUGA